AUGGACUUACCAGAUGACAGCCAGUGGGACGAAACCACCUGUAACUUGGCUAUUUGCCAGCAUCCACAAUGCUGGGCAACUAUCCGCCGGAUUGAGAGGGGCCAUCCUCGAAUCCUGGGCUCACCCUGCAAAAUUCCCCUGGAUGAUGAAGAUAAACUCCCAGAGCUCACCGUUGUAAACAUGUCAGAUUCCUGCUCCUUUCCUCGUCAUUUAUCAGAAUUUACUUUCACUAAAGCUCAUUCUUUAUUGUCUCGUGGUUCAAAGUUUAACUCCAAAUUUCAAGGCAGGCCUCAGAAAGGUUUACCUGACAGAAGUUUGAUCAACAGUACUAAUAGAUCUCCCAAACUUUCAGUGUUGAAUUUGAAUGAGACACAGCUUCCCUGCUCUAAAGAUGUUAGAAAUAUGGUUGUCAUCUGGAUCCCAGAAGAAUCAGAGAAGUAUGUGAGCCAGCACGGGAAGAAGAAAAUAAAGAAAUUGGCAACGAAAAACAGUUCAUCUCUGAGUCUCUCUGGAAAGCAAUACCCAGAAACACAGUCGAGAAUUCCUGUGCCUCCCCCGACACCAGUACCAUUGUCUGAGCAAUUAAGUCCAGACUUCAUACCUUUCUGGUCCCCACCGGACACGUUACCUCAGGACCUACUGGUGGAACUUCUGUCAGAUGGAGAGAAAACCAUGCCCUGUCCAGAGAUGAAGAUACAGUUGACUAUGAUGAAAAAGAAUCUUCCCCUGGAAAAAAAACAGCCUAACAGUGCAAUUUCUUCUAAGAUGUUUCUAUCUAUACACCGCCUCACUCUGGAGGAACCAGCAUUGCGAUAUCCUGAACAUUUGAAGAAAUUGCAUUAUAACUUGAAGACAGAAGGUCACAGUAAGCAGCAGCAGCGGCAGCAGCGACAGCAACAGAGGAAGGUGAAAACACCUACUAAGAAACAGGAGGCUAAAAAGAAAGCCAAAAGUGGUCCAGGGAGACAGAGAACUUCCCAUAAACAGUCAGUUGCCAUCGCUUGUGACCCUCUCUCUGGUCACAGAACUCUGCCAGGUCAGAAAAGUGACAUGAAGCAGGAGCAGCAGAUGGAGCUAGAAGGCGCCACCUUGAAACAGGAUUCCACAGAGACACCAAAGAUGGACUACUCUGAGAAGUACAUGAAUUUCCGCCUCAGUAUGGAAAGUCCUGGAUUGUCUGAAACAGAACCCACUAAAAAGGACAUUAGUGCUCCAGAGGAGCCUGUGCAGGAAGCCCAGGCUUCCAUGUCUGGAGAAAGCUGGAACCCUGAGCUCAAACUCCUGAGGAUUCUUCAGGCCUCUGACGAUGAAGAUGAGGAUGAGGACAAGGAUGAGGAUGAGGAGAACCAAUCCUUUGGAGCAGAGUGUGGAGUCUCUGGAGGCAUAGACUGA
Molecule: messenger RNA, 1392 nt
Organism: Propithecus coquereli (Coquerel's sifaka)
Lineage: Eukaryota; Metazoa; Chordata; Mammalia; Primates; Indriidae
Product: chromosome unknown open reading frame, human C9orf43
Exons: 13
Coding region: 1-1392 (463 amino acids)
Source: RefSeq, a predicted model, not a curated record